This is a messenger RNA of Pyricularia pennisetigena, 849 nucleotides long. RefSeq lists its product as uncharacterized. The record is from RefSeq and is a predicted model, not a curated record. Bases 1 to 849 code for a protein of 282 amino acids. Lineage: Eukaryota; Fungi; Ascomycota; Sordariomycetes; Magnaporthales; Pyriculariaceae. The transcript has a single exon.
AUGGACCUCGAAAUCUUUCUCAUUAUCGCCGAGGAAGCUGAGCUCCCAGCUCUUUCAGCCCUCAUGCGCACAAAUAGUCGAAUUUAUUCUGGCAUUGUCGAAUACGAGCAAUCAAUUUGCAAGAGUCGCAUGCAAAGAUACAUGCUUCCUCCUAGCUGCGACGUUGUCUGUACUCGAACACCUGAGCGAGAGGUUUACCCACGCUUCUCAUUGGAUACGAUCGGUGAACUCGAGCGCAGGCAGAAGCGAAUUGCAAGCAUAGUGAACCACAAUAUCCUUUCGGCCAAUAGUACCAUCUCUGAAGAAUGCCGCUCGCGUUAUGUAGCUGGGCUGGAGCGCGCGCUGCACAUGUGCGAUCACAUACUCGACUUGAGCAAUCAAGAUAGCGAACGCAAAGCUCAAGUCGAGUACAUCAAGACGUUAUCCACAGUUGACUUGGCCUUCCUGUUCGAGACAGCCUGGAUGGGAUCCGUUGGAUGGGCCCGGAGCCGGGGCGCUGACGCCGCCACGGAUCCGGACUACCUACACAAGAUGCUAGCUUUUGAAGAACUUGUCCUGAGGCAGGGCUCGGUGUUCCUGUGGGGCUUGACACAAGGCUCGGAUAAGUUCUACAAGCACUCAAUACGACAAAUGGAGAUGGUGGCCGCCGAGAUACAUGAUUGGGAGUUUAACAAUGGCCCCAAGCUGCCAUCACUUCGCUUGGCAGUCGUUUACACUUUUGUCGACAAAAAGAAGUGCACUUUAGCCAACUUCACCCAACAUAUGGCUGCUAUUGUCGAGAGAGAAAUCAAAGGCCCGCUGCCGCCGGCAGGCAAAGAGGUUAUCAAGGGCAAUUACCAGCAAACUUGA